CACACUCACAGCUCCAUCACACACCCAUGCACACCCCGUGCACACCCUGCACGCACCCCAUAGACCCCCCCCGUGCACACCCGGUUGUGCACACCCCCACGCGCACCCCCCGUGCGCACCCCGCGCCGCUUUCCACGAGCGCAGCGCUUUGCUGCCCGCAUCCUCGCCCCUGCUCCGAGCGGGGGGUUGCCAUGGAAACCAUAAAACUGCGGUGAUUUCGGGCCGUGGCUGCGCCGUCCCACCGUGAAGGCGGCACGGAUGGAGCGGGCAGAGCUUGUGGUGCCGGGGGGCACCGCCUUUGCACGCCUGGCCCUGCACACCCAUCCGUGCACAGCCCUCUGUGCGCACCUAUCCAUGCACGCCCCUCCCUGAACACCCAUCUGUGCACACGUAUCCAUCCGCACCUCUCUGUGUGCACACCCAUCCGUGCACGCCCACCUAUGCAAACCCUGUGCACACCCCUCUGUGCACACCUAUCCACGCCCAUCUCUCUGUGCACACCCAUCCAUGCACACUCAUCCAAGCCCAGCCCCAUGCACACCAAUCUGUGCGCACCCAUCCGUGCAAAGCCAUCCAUGCCCAACCCUGUGCACACCCCUCUGUGCACACCACUUUGUGCAAAUCCUUCUGUGCAAAUUCACCCAUGCACGCUCCCGUGUGCACACCUAAGCACACCCCUCCCUGUACACCCAUCUAUGCCCAUCUCUCUGUGCACACCCAUGUGUGCACACCACUUUGUGCACGCCUAUCCAUGCGCACCCUUCCCCGAACACCCAUCUGUGCACAUCCAUCUCUUCACACCCAUCCGUGCACACCACUUUGUGCACACCCUUCUGUGCAAACUCAUCUGUGCACACCCCCCGUGCACACCCAUUGCACACCCGUUGCACACAGGUGCCCACAGUGCCCAGCGGCAGACUCCAGAGUUUCUAUAGAAACCGAGAGAGGCGAUAAGUGCCUCUUCCAUCUAACAAAACCAAAGCACACUCGUGCACUCGUGUGUGUGUGUGUGUGCACGUGUGCGUGUGCAGCCCGGGCAGCUGCAGGCAGAGGGGCGCCGGGGAUACGCUUGGGAAUGCAGUCCUAAAGCGGGGGAGGAAGGGAGAACGGAUUGGGGGAGGGCGGUGCGUGGGGCUGUGCGGGGCAAUGUGCGGGGCAGUGCGUGGCGAUGCGGGCGCUGCCCAUCGUGCGGCUCCGGGGCCGUUUGCGGGAGGUAGGACGGGUCCCGGUUUGGCACCGAUCGUGUCGUCCUCCUUCCCCUUUCCCCUCCCUCCCCCCAACCAGGGCGGAGCUGCUGCAACAUGCACAGGACCACCCGGAUAAAGAUCACCGAGCUGAACCCGCACCUGAUGUGCGCGCUGUGCGGGGGGUAUUUCAUCGACGCCGCCACCAUCGUGGAGUGCCUACACUCGUUCUGCAAAACCUGCAUCGUGCGUUACCUGGAGGCCAACAAGUACUGCCCCAUGUGCGACGCCCAGGUGCACAAAACCAGACCCCUCCUCAGCAUCAGGUGCGUGGUGUGCCGGGAUAUUUUGCUGGGUGACCCCUACGGUGGGGGGGGAUGUGGGGCUGGGAUGUGGGAGAGGACGUGGGGUGGGGGUCGGGAAGGGGAUGUGGGGCGGGGAUGUGGGGCGGGGAGCAUCCAGGACCCAUCGCAAGGCUCAGCCCCACGUCCCCAGCAGCAGCGCUCGGUGUUGGAGAUGCAGCGCUGUGCUCACGGAGCUCGGCGAAAGGCCCCGAGGUGUCCUCCCUCUCUUCCCCCCCCCCGUGUCCCCCUGGAAGGUUCCCACGGGGGGCUGCGUUUUCCUUCAGCUUUGACCGCCCUCUUUGUUUUCUUGCCCCCCAGAGAAGAGAAAAAAGGAACCAUCGAGAAUGGGGAUCUGGAGAAGGAGAAGAGGAACGCGGUGCGGUUCCUGCGCUGCCCCGCGGCUAUGACUGUCAUGCACCUGGCCAAGUUCCUGCGUAAUAAGAUGGACGUGCCCAGCAAGUACCAGGUGGAGGUUCUCUAUGGAGAUGAGCCCCUGAGGGAGUAUUACACACUGAUGGACAUCGCCUACAUCUACCCCUGGAGGAGGAACGGCCCUCUGCCUCUCAAAUACCGCGUCCAGCCGACCUGCAAGCGCCUGAAGCUGCCUCAGCCGCCCACCUCCGAGUGCACCAACACCAGCGGCGCCUCCGAAUGCGAAUCGCUCAGCGACAAAGCGCACAGCCCCGCCACGCUGCCCCGCACUCCGCCCUCCCUUCCCAGCCCCGGCACUCCGCCCCACGGUUCUCCCAGCCCCACAACCGCCGCCGCUCCCCACGGCGCUUCGAACUGCCCCCCGUUGCCCCCCUCCCGCUGCCGCAAAGCCGCGGCUCACGGCCCCGCGGGGUCCGCGCUGACCUAACGGGGGGAGGGGGGGGACGGCCGCGUUGGUUUUGUAUAGCUCUAUAUAUUAUAUAUAUGUGCAUCUAUAAAGAGAGACGUGUACAGAGGGAGGUGCAGAUCGUGCACGCGUGUUUUACGGGUGGGUUCAGAGUGCAGGUGAGGUGCAGAGGGGAGCUCGGGUGUUUUCAAAUGAAUCCUAGAAUGGCUCGGGUUGGAAGGGACCUCAAGGAUCAUGGAGUUCCAACCCCCCCCGCUGCAAGCAGGGCCGCCAACCUUCACAUUUAAUACUAGAGCAGGUUGUCCAGGGCCCCAACCCUGGCCUUGAACGCCUCCAGGGAUGGACGGGGCACCCAUAGCUUUAGGCAGCUGUUCAGCACCUCACCACGCUGCUGCAAACAGUUUCGGUUUUGUUAUUUAACGCUGCAGUUGUGCGAGCCGGGCGCUGCCCCACACAUCCUCCUCCUCCCCCCCCAGUCCUCACUCCCCACUGGGAUGAUUCAUUUCCCAUCUCCAUGUUGGAUUUUUUGCAUACAGACCAAACGCACCACAGUUCCUUUCAGCCCGGGCUGCCUCUCACCCCCCUCCCCGGACCCUGGGGUGCAUCGGUGGGCUCACGGAUUGCUUUAGGAUUGCUUUCUUCAAAUGCUGCUCCUGGGGUGUCACUGCAGCCCCCACUCCUGCACUGCGAUGC
Phasianus colchicus (ring-necked pheasant) is the source of this 3059-nucleotide messenger RNA. Lineage: Eukaryota; Metazoa; Chordata; Aves; Galliformes; Phasianidae. The record is from RefSeq and is a predicted model, not a curated record.